Triplophysa rosa is the source of this 2313-nucleotide messenger RNA. RefSeq names its product tryptophan 2,3-dioxygenase b (gene tdo2b). The transcript has 12 exons. Lineage: Eukaryota; Metazoa; Chordata; Actinopteri; Cypriniformes; Nemacheilidae. Bases 134 to 1354 code for a protein of 406 amino acids. Gene Ontology annotation, molecular function: metal ion binding; heme binding; L-tryptophan 2,3-dioxygenase activity. The record is from RefSeq and is a predicted model, not a curated record.
UGGCUUUUCAGUGUUUGAUUGGUCAUUGGAAAUCUUUAAAUACUUCACCUUAUGAUGAAACAUCUAGAACUGUGCGGUGAAUUUCAGUGCAUGUGAAUAGGAUCAAUUUCUGAUAAACUUUUUGGCUAACAACAUGAGUGGAUGUCCGUUUUUGGGGAGGAAGCAUCAAUUGUUUUCCAUUAACUCCAGUCAGCCGGAGGAAGACGAUUCUCAGAAAGGCAUCAACAAAGCCAGUAAAGGUGGAAUCGUUUAUGGAGAAUAUCUACAGCUUGAUAAAGUGCUGAGCGCUCAAGUCUUACAGAGUCAACAGAAAGGUGACAAAAUCCACGAUGAGCAUCUCUUCAUCAUUACCCACCAAGCAUAUGAGCUGUGGUUUAAGCAGAUAUUAUGGGAACUUGACUCUGUUCGGGAGCUUUUCACUAAAAAUCAUGUGCGAGAUGAGAGGAACAUGCUGAAGGUGGUGAGCAGGAUCCACAGGAUCACCAUGAUCUUUAAACUGCUGGUGGAGCAGUUCGCUGUGCUGGAGACCAUGACCUCUCUGGACUUCUUUGAUUUCAGGCAAUAUCUGUCUGUAGCAUCAGGAUUCCAGAGUUUUCAGUUUCGGCUUCUGGAAAGUAAGAUCGGCGUGGCGAAUCAUUUAAGAGUCGCUUACAACCGUCAGCACUACAGAGAUAACUUUCACGGACAGGAGAGCGAAACCCUGCUGAGGUCAGAGCAGGAACCCAAUCUGCUUCAACUGGUAGAGGAAUGGCUGGAACGAACUCCUGGGCUUGAAAGAGAUGGAUUUAACUUUUGGGGGAAACUGCAAGCCAACAUUGAGGAGGGUCUAAAGCUGGAGAAGCAAAAAUUGGAAGGAAUGUCAGAUUCUGAGGAGAAAGGGGACAUGCUGGAGGAUCUGAAGAAGCAGACUGAGGUGUUCACUGCCCUGUUUGACCCCAGUCGACAUGAGCAUCUUCUAAACAAAGGUGAACGGCGACUUUCUUACGAAGCCCUUCAAGGAGCUCUUAUGAUCAAUUUCUACAGGGAAGAGCCUCGGUUCCAGGUGCCGUUCCAGCUCCUCACUGCUUUGAUGGAGAUCGACACACUCAUGUCUAAGUGGAGAUAUAACCAUGUGUGCAUGGUGCACAGAAUGAUCGGAAGCAAAGCAGGAACAGGUGGAUCUUCAGGGUAUUGUUAUCUGCGCUCCACUGUCAGUGAUCGAUACAAAGUGUUUGUGGAUUUGUUCAACCUCGCGGCAUUCUUGGUCCCUCGAGCAUGGGUGCCCAAACUCAACCCCCAGAUCCAUAAUUUCCACUACAUGGCUGAGUGUUACGACAGCUCGUACAAUUCCUACAGCAGUGAGGACUCAGAUUAGAAAGAUGCUUUUCAGACUUGUUUGUCUUUGCUGAUUACAGAAAAUAAAGAUCAGGAGAUCAGGAAUAAUGCCAAGUGAAUGUAUCCAGAAGCCAACGUUUGUGCAUUUUGUGCACAGUUAAUCGAUUUUCUGUGACGCCGGAUGAGUACUUUUCAGGACAUAUAGUUGUAAAGAACAUAUGUGAUUUUGUAAUUCUGUUUUGAUACAAAAAAUUGGUUUUGAUAACAAAAGAAAUCACAAAACGUGUACAUAAUGUUUUAUAUUUUUGACACUGAUGUGAAAAAAAAAACAUUGGGUUUGUCAAUUUGACAUUUUGUAAAUAUUCUGUAUUUUAAAUAUUUUAAAGGAAUAUUAACUCCACAUUAAAAUAUAUUGAGUAUAAAUGCUAAUUUAUAUUAUAUUUAUACCAUGGUCUGUUUGAAUACUCGAUUCUGAUUCUGAUUGGCUGGAAGGUGAGCAUUAAAAUCGUUUAAUGCUUAGGUAGUUCCAGUCAGUUUGAUCAAUGUUUGAAAUUAAUUGAGGAAUAUAAAUGUCAUUUUCACUUGUUUGAUCAUAAAUUGCUCUGUAAACAUCACUAACAUCUUUAACUUGUAAAUGACCAUGGUAUAAGCUUCGCGUUGGGUAGUUCUUGGCCUACACCAUGCAUUAAAAUCCUUUAAUGCACGGAUUAUCCCUUACAUAAUAUAUAUCAUUUUAAAUGCAAUGCUUAAAUUUAAUGUUGAUCAAAGGUACAUUGUUCUGUGUGUGCAACUUGUGCAAUAAACACCAAUAACUUUCCGGAAAUUGCGGGAACCUCAGGUCACUUGCUGAAUGUUAAUAUUUGUUUGUCCUCUAGCUAAGUCACUGUGAUCUGACCCCAGUGUUUCUGUUUGGAUAUAAAUGACUAGUAUCAUUUUAACUAAAACAAAAAGACAUUUAAGAAUAAUUUGUAAAAAGGAAUUAAGCUCUUCUGUAGGCUG